UGUGGCGGAGCGAGCGUUGCCCACAUGGGUUAGAAACUCUUCACAAGCGCAGGGUUUUACAGCGGGAAUAUGUAACUGUUGAACUUGUGGAAUAUGGCUCAGAUGUCGGCGGUAAAAACUCCACUGCGGAGAUCCUUCAGCGAGCAUGUCAAAGAUUCCACCAAUAAGGCUUGGGAUGUCUUCUGGAAGAGUGUGAGGGAGAGGCGGCUGUCGGAGAUUGAAGCCAAGGAGGCCUGUGAUUGGCUGCAAGCGGCCGGCUUCCCUCAGUAUGUGCAAUUAUUCAAAGACUGCAGGUUCCCAAUUGACAUUGAGUGGGCGAAGCGUGAUCAUCACUUCCUGGAUAAGGAUGCCCUGGAUUCUCUCUGCAGGAGAUUAAGCACGUUAAACAAAUGUGUGGAAAUGAGGCUGGAGCCGCGGAGAUCAAAACGCAGGGGAGAUGAUGGUGACGAAGAAGACUUCUGUGCCAUCAGCCCCAGCUGGACCUACGACAGGCGGACACGUCGAUGGCGACGCCUUGACUCCACAAUGGACGUCCUUCGCUUGUCUGACAGCCCCACCACACCCCAUAAUGUGUCUCUGGGUGAUGUCAGCGACAGCCAUGAUGUCUGCUCCAUCCACAGCUCCAGCAGCACUGAAAGUGAAGGCCACAACAGACACCACAAGAGUCACAGAGAGGCAGCCACCGUCACAACCACCUCCCCCAGCACCACAGACGACCAGGAGACCAGCAGGAGCUCCUCCCGCUGCUCCUCCACGAACAAGACGCCUUCUCUGGACCCUCCGUUCAGUGGACCACCUUCCCCUGGUGGAAGUGGUGGAGGAUCAUCCACCAUGAGCCUGGAGGCCGAAGGCAGCUUCCCAGACAAACCGCCCAGGAAGAAGGGCACCAGUCUGCUGAGGAAGAUGGAGAAACUGAGGCUGAGGGGAACGACUGGCUUCCUCCCUUCUGCGCACAGUGGUGGUGACAGCGGGAGUCGGACCCGGCAUGCUACCAGUGGGCCUCUCCAGGUCCAGGAGGAGGAGAGGAUGGAGAGGCUGCACGGCCCAUCAAGCCUGCAGGGGCGACCCAACAGCCGUGCAUCUUCCUCGCCCUCGUCUCCUCACACCAUCAGCAGCAGUAGCAGUAACAGCCACUCAGAGAGCAGCAGCACUGUUAGCACGCCCAGCCCGGUCACCAGGGUCAGGAGUAACUGCAAGCGCUCCAACAGCGGUGUCGGGGUCGGUGGUGGAAUGACCCGGAACAACCAAAACCACACAGGAACAGAGGACUACAGGAACCAGAUCAACAACAACAACAGCAGCCACGAGAGUCUGGUCUUCCAGAUCCCCGACGGACACAAACCAGGGACCUUCCCCACCUCUCUCGCACACAAACACCCCAUCCUGUCCCCCAUCAUCGACAACACCUCAGUCAACUGGAGGACCGGGAGCUUCCACGGUUACCGAGGGCGACUCAGUUGCCGCCAUGGCACGUCGUCACUGGCCACUGGUGACCAGGAUCCCUCAUCUUCUUCUUCCCGCGAUGGGGGAGUCCGCAGUCCGCUUGCUGUGCUGGAUCAUCGACUGAGUAUCUACGACAACGUGCCCGACGACCAGCAGCUGUCUGAAAGUGAAGGUGGCAGUGGUGGAAGUGGCAGCGAUGCAGAACGGAUGGCUGAGGAGUCAGAGGUGAGUCGAUUGUUGGCAGGUGAGGAUGUUUUCUCGGCUCUGGACAGUGUUUUGGAGAGGAUCAGCGACCUCCAACAGCUUGUCACCACCUGGUCUGAAACUCUAUCCGAAGACGACUGUCGGACAGGUUCCUCCUCCUCUUCUUCGUCGUCCACCUCCACGUCUUCCUCUACUUCCUCCCAGGACUCACCUGCCCAUGGCUCCUCAGCCGCCUCCCCUUGCCCGUCUUCCCCCAGCCACAUUCACCUGGAGGUGCAGCAUCCAGAGGAGGAGGAGGAGGAGGAGGAGGAAGAAGAGGAGGUGGAGGUAAAGAGCCAAGAGGAGAUACCCGUAAACGGAGAGGAGCCAAAGACUGGAUCACCGCAACCAAGGAGCAGCAGAGUGAGCCAGCAGCUGCAGUGGUCCAGCGAGCAGAGUCUGCCCUCACUGCCCUCCAGUCCAGGAGUGGAGAACCAGUCUGUGUCCCAGUUCCUCCUGCUGCAGAAACUCUCCCUGCUCAAACUCACCGCUCUGAUGGACAAAUACUCUCCGUCCAGUAAGCAGGGCUGGAACUGGACUGUUCCUAAACCUCUGAGGAAGACCAAGGUGGCGGAGAUGAAAGGCCGGCGGGUAUUUGGAGUUCCUCUGCUCCUUAGUGUCCAGCAGACAGGAGAGCCACUUCCGCCCAGCAUCCUCAGAGCACUGGUCUACCUGAGGACAGAGUGUUUGGACCAGGUGGGUCUCUUCCGGAAAUCAGGGGUGAAAUCUCGCAUCCAGUACCUCCGCGAGAUGGUGGAGUCUGACCCAGACGGCGUUUCGUAUGACAGUCAGUCUGCAUACGACGUGGCCGACAUGGUGAAGCAGUACUUCAGAGACCUGCCGGAGCCCAUCUUCACCAGCAAACUCUGCGAGUCCUUCCUCCACAUUUACCAAUAUUUUCCCAAGGAUCAGCAACUGGUUGCAGCUCAGGCGGCCAUCUUGUUGCUUCCUGACGAGAACAGGAUGGCGCUGCAAACACUGCUGUUCUUCCUGCGGGACGUGGUGGCCUGCGUGGACGAGAACCAAAUGACUCCAACCAACAUUGCAGUCUGCCUGGCGCCGUCGCUUUUCCACCUCAACACCCUGAAGAGAGAUGCCAACGCAACCAGGUCCAGUCAUAGGAAGUACAGCCUGGGUCGCCCAGACCAGCGGGACCUGAGUGAGAACCUGGCUGCCACCCAGGGCCUGGCCAACAUGAUCACCGAGGCCCAGAGACUCUUCCAGCUUCCAGAGUUUUGGCCCGGUCAGCAUUUGAGUGCAGCAGGCCCCACUGAAGACUCCCUGUCUGAGGAGGGAGGAGGCCCGGCAUCCUCCAGUCAGAAUGGAGGUGAGGAGGAGUUGGAGGAGAGAAGGAGGAAGCUGCAGCUGAGCACCCAGCACCUCCUGAAGGAGGCCAGAGAAAAGAGCCGAGGCUGGGAGAGCCACUCAGCUCCAGAGCAUGUGGAGCUGGCCUACAAGAAGAUGGACGAUGGUUGCCCACUGUGGAUGUGGCGCGGCUCUGUGGAAGUCGACGCCCCCCAGACGGAGCUGCUCCAACGGCUGCUGAGGGAGCAGGAGCUGUGGGAAAGAAAUCUGCACAAGGCCGCUGUCAUCCAGACCUUGUCCAAGGACACUGAAGUCUACCACUAUCUCCUCCAGGGCCCGGGCUGCUGGCCCCCACAGGAGCAUCUGCUGCUCAGGAUCUGGCAGGCAGACCCAUCCUCCGGCCCUCUGUACCUGUCCUCUGUAUCCACUGAGCAUCCUAAAGUGCUGUUGGAGGGGAUUAGGGCCCACGUCCACUCCUGUCUCUUCCUGCUGGAGCCCACAGGAGCCAGGAAGACCCGACUGACACACCUCUGUCGAACAGAUACCAGGGGCCGGUCUCAGGAGUGGCACAGCAAAGUGAGCGGACAUCUUCUGGCCUCCAGUCUCCUGGCGAUCAGGGACUCCUUUAAAGAAAUACACAAGGAGACCAAAGUAUGAGUCAUUGCAGGAAUGGAAGCUGAGGAUGAUUUACAUAUGUUGCACUACUGUGGAUUACUCACCCCCAACUUGUAGUCUGGUUAAAGUGCACCCCUAUCCGACGUCAUGGCAGAAGGCUGGAAAAGAGGAGACUACAGCAUCAUUUUCACAGGACUUUCUCAAAGUUUUAAAAAGUGAAACUCGUGGCCCAGAGCACAGCAAGCAGGGAAGGUGACCUCAGAGGGCUUCCCUGAGCCAUUUGUGUUCUCUUUGGCUCCUUUUCGAGUUGCUGUAUGUGCUCGCCUCUUUUUUCCAGUGACCUUGCAGAUUGCCAGCAGCACCCCUGCACACCCUGCUGCGUCUGUUACGCUUCACACUCAAGUUCACAAAAAAUGCAAACCAUGGCGAGCUUUGACAAAGGAUGUUUUGAUGGGAGAAUGGAAAGCUGAGGGCUGAUUUGACUUCUAACUGAGGGAAAAGGGCCAGACGGAGCAAGUGGACAGUGAUGAGAAUUUUUUUCUUUAUCAGGAACUGAUUGUUUAAUUUGCUCAAUGUUUUUUUAACCUAAAACGUGUUAUCAAGGAAACCGAGUCAUCGUCCUCCAUCAGAUUGUUUCCUGUAGCCAGAGAGAGAAGCAGGGGAAACACAUGGCAGCUGCCUGGAUGAACAUCAGGAAAUAAGGACAGAAAACAUCAGGAAACAGACUUUUAGCCACCAGACAUUUGGCUUCAGUGGAAAGGACAGAAGGGAAGAGGAGAGAGUGGAUGCCAAGAAGGCAGGAGGAUGACAGCAUCUCUACUAACCCUAUAAGCAGGAACAAAGCAACGUCACAAAGACAUACAGCUGCCCUGAAAACCUGAAAAAUGGUGCGGCUACUCGAUGAUGAGACGUUGUCUGGAGUCAUGACGACAGCUUCUGGCGAGACAAUAGCUCACAAACAAAACCUACACUCUGAGACAGUCGUCUAUGCACCAAAGCCAGAUGAACUGAACUGAACUUUUGAAGCGAGAUGAAAUCCUACAGAGACAUUUCCUUUACAAAUCAGAUGUUUCCUUUGAAAUAACAGCUGUGACGAGGAAUUAGCACAACGGCACCAACUGUCACCGUCAGCGGAGCGUGUCUUUGUCCCAUUUGAGUAACUGCUCUUACUUUUUAAAUCACCCCUGUGACUUUGAGCCGCUGUGUAACAGGACACACAGUUCAAACACGAGCGAUAUCUACCUCUCCACAGGACGACGCCACAGUUACGUGACUUUGAAGCAUGACAAAGUUGUGCAUUGACGGAGGCCUUUUGUGUUGUGCUUCACGGCACUGUGACAGAUAUCCAACCAGACAACUCCCUCCCCAUACUUCCUGAAUUUUUUAACAAGUGUAUUUAUUCUUGUCUGUCAAGAGCGUGAUGUCCACGUGUCUCUGUGCUUGUACAAUCUUAUUUCAUGUGGCACACGCGUGUUCACUUUCUAAGUCGAUUGUGUCCUACAUAUUUCAAAGUGUGACUGUUGUGAAUUCGGGCAGGCGUGUGCAUGGAAGUGUGUGUAAAGUCAUUUUUAUUCACACGCCAUAUUUCAGAUUAUUUAACUUAAUGUAUAUCUAAAAAACAAAUCUUAUAUCUAAAUACAAAUCUCUUAUUUAAUUUAGAGCUUUUGGAAAAUGUUAUCUUGUUUGUGUGGGUGUGAAAUCUAAAUUUAUCAGUGCCAAACACCUAAUUAAAAUGUUUAUUUCUCUCCGAA
Messenger RNA from Epinephelus fuscoguttatus (brown-marbled grouper), 5357 nucleotides. RefSeq names its product rho GTPase-activating protein 7. Gene Ontology annotation, biological process: signal transduction; actin cytoskeleton organization; regulation of Rho protein signal transduction. The coding region runs from base 94 to 3648 and encodes 1184 amino acids. NCBI's taxonomy places the organism in Eukaryota, Metazoa, Chordata, Actinopteri, Perciformes, Serranidae. The record is from RefSeq and is a predicted model, not a curated record. Gene Ontology annotation, molecular function: protein binding; lipid binding; GTPase activator activity. The transcript has 17 exons.